Pecten maximus is the source of this 887-nucleotide messenger RNA. Its product is annotated as BLOC-1-related complex subunit 8-like. The record is from RefSeq and is a predicted model, not a curated record. Bases 80 to 826 code for a protein of 248 amino acids. The transcript has 7 exons. NCBI's taxonomy places the organism in Eukaryota, Metazoa, Mollusca, Bivalvia, Pectinida, Pectinidae. Gene Ontology annotation, cellular component: BORC complex.
GUCAAAUAUUAGUAGACCAGUCAUAACUUCCGUUUAAAAUUUCUCUCGUGAUCGAUAUUUCAGGCGAAGACACUAAUGUAUGGACCAUGCAAUAAGCUACAGCUAUAUUCCAGAGAGACGGAGAAUGCAAGGUGGAGAUGGUCUGUACAGCAGAAUGUCAUCAGCUCACAUGUUUAGGGAGGCACAGGAUGCAGAGUUUGAACAUAAAACAAAGAAAGUGGCCGAGAGAAUCUCUGAAGGAAUGAACAUCGUGGCCAAUGAGCCAUCCUUAGCUUUCUUUAGAAUCCAGGAACAUGUAAGGAAGUCACUUCCACAGUUAGUGGAGCAAAAGCACGACGUUCAAGAUCUACAACAGAAAGUCCAAGGAGCCAGUUUUGAUACAGAAUAUGCCACAAAUGCUGUCAAAGGUCUGCAUAAAAGCAACAUUCACUUCCAGAACAUACAGGACCUCCUUAAGAAUGCCAUGUUCAUGAAACAACAGAUUGAUUAUGAACAAGAUCGGAGAGAUCACGACAAGGUAAGACCUAGUAUGUAUGGUACAGCAAAGAACCAGGGUAGUGCCCCGGGGGACAGGCAUUCCCUCCCCUCCACCCCUACCACAAACAGCCCAGGGGGCCAUAGCCUCAACACAUCGGUCAACACAACGAACACCCCUACUGGUCGGAGGUCAAGGUCUCUGCCUCCCUCAAAAUUGAGUUCUAGGACUAAGGGAAAAGGAUCACCGAAAGGCAUUCAUAAAUCUCUUGAUGAGCCAGUGAUGCCUGCCCCAUUGCCAAAUAUGCCUGCCGGGUCAUCAUCUACGUAUGGAUCAAUCAACUCCAGCUGACUGUCAGAACAGUAACAAACCUAAAAAUAUUAAAGGUUUCACACUUAGACGGUCAAAAAAA